UCUGAAUUCUACCCGGAACCUCAGAUACACUAACCGACAGUCCGACAAAAUGGCCACUACCCAGGGAGCAAUUUCCAAGAGGAGAAAGUUCGUCGCUGACGGUGUUUUCUAUGCCGAGCUGAACGAGUUCUUCCAGCGCGAGCUGGCUGAGGAGGGCUACUCGGGCGUCGAGGUCCGCGUCACCCCCACCGUCACCGACAUCAUCAUCCGCGCCACCCACACACAAGAGGUUCUCGGAGAGCAGGGCCGCCGCAUCCGUGAGCUCACCUCGCUCAUCCAGAAGCGCUUCAAGUUCCCCGAGAACUCCGUCUCCCUCUACGCCGCCAAGGUCCAGAACCGUGGUCUCUCCGCCGUCGCCCAGUGCGAGUCCCUCCGAUACAAGCUGCUCAACGGCUUGGCCGUACGAAGGGCCUGCUAUGGUGUGCUGAGGUUCAUCAUGGAGUCUGGUGCUAAGGGUUGCGAGGUCGUCGUUUCCGGAAAGCUGAGGGCCGCCCGUGCCAAGAGCAUGAAGUUCACCGACGGUUUCAUGAUCCACUCCGGUCAGCCUGCCAAGGACUUCAUCGAUGAUGCCACCCGCCACGUCCUGCUCCGCCAGGGUGUGCUCGGUAUCAAGGUCAAGAUCAUGCGUGGCUCUGACCCCGAGGGCAAGUCCGGCCCCUCCAAGACCCUCCCUGACUCCGUUACCAUCAUCGAGCCCAAGGAGGAGCAGCCCGUUGUCCAGCCCAUGUCCCAGGACUACGGCGCCAAGGCCAUCGCUGCCCAACAGGCAGCGGACCAGGCCAGGCAGGCGGAGCAACAGGAGGGUGAGGCCCAGCCAGCGGCUGAGGGCGAGGGGUUCACUGAGGAGCAGUAAACAAAAGCUGCAAUGCGGGGCGCAUAAGGUUACGAAAAGGCAUUUAGCGGAAGGCUGCGAUGCCAUUAUGAAACCUGACACACAUCUUCCUUUGCACAUUCGGACUGGACUGGGCUGCUUUUGACAUGGGAGGUUAUGGAGUCUUAGUGCUAUGUACUCUUUCUGACAACCCGAACAUCAAAAGAUGCUUCAACCAA
Messenger RNA from Dothidotthia symphoricarpi CBS 119687, 1050 nucleotides. RefSeq names its product ribosomal protein S3. Gene Ontology annotation, molecular function: structural constituent of ribosome; RNA binding. The coding region runs from base 50 to 853 and encodes 267 amino acids. Gene Ontology annotation, biological process: translation. The transcript is spliced from 4 exons. The record is from RefSeq and is a predicted model, not a curated record. Gene Ontology annotation, cellular component: cytosolic small ribosomal subunit; nucleus. NCBI's taxonomy places the organism in Eukaryota, Fungi, Ascomycota, Dothideomycetes, Pleosporales, Dothidotthiaceae.